AUGUCUACUUUCAGGUUCAGCAGGGAUCAUACCCGGCCUGUAAACCACUUGUCUAUCGCUCAACUAUGCACUGUACUGUGCCUGGGCGCGCUACCUAUGGCCAACGCUUUUCACCACAUGGCACAGAAGGCACCUUGGAAAGCCAAUCGAAGGAAGCUGGACAUUACCCCCCUGCUGGUGACCAAUCGCUGUCCUGAGACCAUCUGGCCUGGCAUCUCGACGCAGUCUGGCACAGGGCCUGGCGAGAACGGCUUCAAGCUUGAACCUGGGGAGACAAAGAAUCAGACUGUAUCAGAGGACUGGCAGGGUCGUGUGUGGGGUAGAACAAAUUGUACCUUCAACAGCGACGGCAGUGCUGCCGAAUCGGGUCGUGGGAAGGCUUGCACAUCUGGCGACUGCAAUGGCGCCUUGAAUUGUCAAGUUGGGGGAGACGUACCUGUUUCGCUUGCCGAGUUCACGUUAGACGCCGGAGAUGGACACACAUACUACGACAUCUCGCUUGUCGAUGGCUACAAUGUACCCAUGGCAAUCGUACUGCAGCCACUCGAGAAUAUCACACUCGACGACAUCCCCCCGAACCUCACGAACCCGUCAUGCCAGGGCACAGACGGGCUCCUAGCUCCGCGGGGCUACAAUCCCUAUCCCGAAUACCCCGACUUCCUACGCACGAACACCUCGUACCCACUAUCCUUUGACCAGAAGGUGGACGAGAAUAAGAUCUCCAAGUGGUGUCCAUGGGAUUUGCAACAGAACCCUCCAGAGAAACCUGGCGAUGGCGUAUACCCGUAUCCUGACGACAACAUUCAGAGGCCACAGUUCAAUCCUUGCUUCUCCGCAUGCGCAAAGAACAAUCGACCCGAAGAUUGCUGUACAGGGGAAUACAACUCCGCUAGUAUGUGUAAGCCGAGCGAGUAUUCCAAAAACGUAAAGGCAGUCUGCCCAGAUGCGUACAGCUUUGCGUUUGACGAUCAAACCUCCACCUUCAUCAUCCCCUCUGGUGCCGGGUUUGAAGUGGUCUUCUGUCCCGGUGCGCGUUCGACGACGAUCCUUUCAACGAGCCGAGACGAAAUGCUUCAGUUGGCGCAGCAAGGGAGAGUCGACAAACAAGCUACGAUGAUGAUGAAGUCUAGGAAUGAUAUGGUAAGGAGAAGCGCUGCAUCGAGAACCACACGGCUAGACGGUACUACGUUCGCGUUGGUUCUGGUUGUGAUGGCUGUGGCUUCGGCUUCACAUUUAUAG
This is a messenger RNA of Alternaria atra, 1239 nucleotides long. RefSeq lists its product as uncharacterized. Bases 1 to 1239 code for a protein of 412 amino acids. Lineage: Eukaryota; Fungi; Ascomycota; Dothideomycetes; Pleosporales; Pleosporaceae. Gene Ontology annotation, cellular component: extracellular region. The transcript has 3 exons. The record is from RefSeq and is a predicted model, not a curated record. Gene Ontology annotation, biological process: defense response.